CGUUUCACAGCAAUCUAUUUUAUCCUUUAUCCUUUCUGCCUUGUGUUUGCCAUAUGAUUGUAUUUAUGUUGUUACAUUUGUUUUUAAUUUCACCAACGUUAAUCAAGUUGGUUAGUCAAUUAGUUAAUUUAUUAAAUCUAUCUACUCAUGGAGCGUAAAGAUCAACCUGAAAAAACUCCUGAGAAAAAUCCACCUCAGGCUAUAGAAGUACGGACUGUUACAGACAGCAAUCCGUUCGGUGAAUAUUGUAUAAACCUUCGGACCAUUUAUUUACAUCCAUUGGAGAGUUAUAUUUUUGGUACCAAAAAACCAUUGUUUGAAAGAGACUCGUCAGUUCCUGCUAGAUUUCAACGAAUGGAGGAAGAAUUUGCAAUCCAUGGGAUGAGGAGAUCGGUGGAAGCUGUACUUCUAGUUCAUCAGCAUAAAGUACCACAUGUUUUACUCCUUCAAUUGGGAACAACCUUCUUCAAGCUGCCAGGAGGUGAACUUGCCAUCGGUGAAUCUGAAUCUGAAGGAGUUAGAAGAUUGAUUAACGAGAUGCUUGGACAUGAUAUUCCUCCUGGUGCGGAAAACAUUGCAGAUCAUUGGCAAGUUGCUGAUGUUAUUGGUAAUUGGUGGAGGCCUAACUUUGAGACGCAUCAAUAUCCAUAUAUUCCAGCUCAUAUAACCAAACCAAAAGAGCAUAAAAAAUUACUUUUAAUCCAAUUACCUGAUACCGCCAGAUUCGUGGUUCCAAAAAAUUACAGAUUAGUCGCAGCUCCAAUCUUUGAAUUGUUUGACAAUACUCAAGGCUAUGGACAUAUCAUAGCAAGUAUUCCGCAAAUGCUUUGCCGUUACAAUUUUGUUUACCUGUGAUUUACCGAGCUUCAUCCAUUUUCUUAAAAUCUCUUAGUGCUUCAUUUAAUCUAUUAUUUUUCAAUUGCAAGCUAUCAAAGUCUAAAAUUUAACAUCAUCAUUUUCACGGAUUCACUCAAUAUUUAUCUGAUAAAAUUCAAAAUGCAUCCUGAUUCAUUUUUUCCCUGGUUGCCGUCCUUCUACCUACUUUUUCAAUCAAUUUCAAUCUGUCCAACCUUUUAACUUAUCAACAUCAUCUUCUAAAUUAUAUUGUUUUGAUUUGUUAUUAGAUUUAUCAGCAAUGUAAUGAAUAUCAACCAGAGAAAUAAUCUUUAUAAUAGUCUUAUGAAUAUGUUUUCUUACAAUUGAUAAAAUCUUUUGUAAUUGCUUUUUCUCCUCUUUUUUUACUGUUAUUAAUUAUUCUCAGAAUGUACAAAAGGUAAAGCAAGUUUUAGAAAAGUGAUUGAUUUGACUUUUUUCAAAUUCAUUCCUUACACUUUCACUAAUGACAGGUUGAGACUCAAGUUCAAAGACCCAACAUCAUUGUUUCCCAAGAAACUCUUUGUAAUUACUAAUCACUCUCUCCCACUUUUUCAUAUUUCAAUAGCCAGUUCAGUAAUAUAAGUAAGUAUAAUUGUGAUGAAAAAAAAUAAAAACAAUUCUAUUUCCUUCCUUUCUUUACAAAUGAGAAAUAAAUUUCCUCAAUAUCGACCUCUGGAUAAAAGUAAAACUUGCAA
Messenger RNA from Tetranychus urticae (two-spotted spider mite), 1571 nucleotides. RefSeq names its product cleavage and polyadenylation specificity factor subunit 5. Gene Ontology annotation, molecular function: mRNA binding. The record is from RefSeq and is a predicted model, not a curated record. Gene Ontology annotation, biological process: mRNA 3'-end processing. Lineage: Eukaryota; Metazoa; Arthropoda; Arachnida; Trombidiformes; Tetranychidae. Gene Ontology annotation, cellular component: mRNA cleavage factor complex.